AACACAUACACACAACUUUUGCUUAAAACGUUCGGCAGUUCAGCUUUGGAUGGUAUCCAGUAUCUGUGAGAAUGUGACUUCAUUGGUCGAUGUCAUAAUCUAAACACUUCUAUAAGAUGUAAUCACGCUAGAAAACUUGAUUAGUGAAUGUGUUUGAAAUUAUUUCCCACUUUUUCUCAAUUCUGUGGUAACUUCAAGAGAUAUUUUUGAUUAUCGAUCAGUGGCGCAUUUAGAGGGGGCGAGGGCUCCACACCCCCAAGACCCCAAAUCUGCCAUUCUUAGAAAAAUGGUAUAUAUUGCUUCCUUGCCAGGCAUGAAUUGUCACACAUGCGCCCCCUAGAUAGAGCCCCCUCCUUUUCAACAUGAUACAAGGGCAUUUCUUUCAGAGGUGUUGCUAAGCACUGAAGCAUGCACCCCCCCCUCAUGGAGAGAGACAUCGUAUAACAUAUUUCAACAAAACUAUGACGCCAGUCUUAGCUCCUUGAUUGGUUUUGGCACAUUAUCGCUAAAAGAAUAUUGUCACAAAAAACUCCUUGGAAAAACUGCGCCUAUGAUCCUGAUCAAGGAAAAUUCCGAACAACCAAAUAUCCUUUCCCACUGAGACGCUGCUAUUAUUGCUCCCCUCCGAUUCAUCGACUGUGAGAUACAAUGUAUAUUAUACCAAAUGAUUGUAUAUUGUCUCUUUUUCCGGUAUUCAAUAAUACGACCUAUUAUUCAUCUGAUUGACACUUAAAUCGUUCAUUCCAGUUGAAUACUGGUUGAAGCUCAUUUAUAACGUUGCAGCGAUAUAUUCCUAUUAUUGUUAAGCAAUAUAUUCUUCCAAGAAUGCAUAAAGUAUUUGCGGCCAACUGUACACGACACCGUUUUACUGUUUUACUCACCAGAGAUAAGAAUACACGUUUAUCUAAACGGGUCACAACGGGAAUUGAAAACAAUAGAAAAACGGUUCACAUGUGCUAGACAGUCAUCGGUGAAUAUGAGAAGGUAUAAUACGUGCCCAUCUUUAGGUCCAGGUCAGCCAGAAAGAAUGCAGAUCCAACUCAAUCAUGCUACUCAAAGAUACAAUUGGGACUGUGGUAUCUCCUGUGUACUUAUGGUACUACAGAAACACCAAAGACAAACGUUUUUGAAUCACUUCACGGAAAUUUGUAAAAGCGAAGGUUUUAACAAAAGUACUUGGACGAUAGAUCUCUGCUAUCUACUGAGGAAGUUUAACGUACGGCACAUUUUUUACACAACCACUCUGGGUGUCCAUGAAGGAUAUAGAUGGAACAGUUUCUACAAUCACAUACUGACGAAGGAUGAAAAUAGGAUCAACACGCGUUUCAAAAAUGCGAAAGCCAAAGGAAUUUUUGUACAAAAAGCCUCUCUGACGAUGGAUGACAUUUUAGGUCAUUUAGUAAAUGGUCCAAUAAUAAUACUGACAAACGCAAAAAUGCUUAGCUGUGAUGUGUGCAAGUUUAAUAAAAUUUCUACGGAGUUGAGAAAAUGCAUUCCAUGGCCGACCAGUUAUCAAGGACAUUACGUUGUCCUUUGUGGGUAUGAUAUUCAUACUCGUAAGGUGUUCUAUAGGAACCCUUCAUUUGGAGAUCAUGUAUGUAUGAUGCCAAUAUUAAAUUUAGAAAAUGCAAGAAGAAGCUUUGGAACAGACGAAGACGUAAUAUUUAUCUUUAAUUAGGGCUUUUUUUGCUUAUAUUUAUGAAUGUGUAUAUUGUGUAAUGUAUACAUUGAACAUAACAUGAAUACGUCAAUCAAUAUACGAAUUAUACAGAUAUUUCUUCUACCAUUCCCUUGACCUGUUACCUAUACAAACAAAAAAUAUUGAACAUACCUUGUAUAGACGGCACCGAUUUGCAGAACAUCAAAAUAAAGCCGCGUACAG
Molecule: messenger RNA, 1882 nt
Organism: Acanthoscelides obtectus
Lineage: Eukaryota; Metazoa; Arthropoda; Insecta; Coleoptera; Chrysomelidae
Source: the annotation of a GenBank genome assembly